Aspergillus novofumigatus IBT 16806 is the source of this 1655-nucleotide messenger RNA. RefSeq lists its product as uncharacterized. Lineage: Eukaryota; Fungi; Ascomycota; Eurotiomycetes; Eurotiales; Aspergillaceae. The transcript has 3 exons. The record is from RefSeq and is a predicted model, not a curated record. Bases 252 to 1655 code for a protein of 467 amino acids.
CCUAUGUAUAUGAUGGAUGGACCUCCCCCAGGCAGGGGUCUUUUCUCGUUGGUUGAGUGAGUCGAGUCGUUGGCCUAGAGCUUCCAGCCUCUCUAAAGUUUUGGGGUGGUGAAUAUCAGCUGGCCUGUGUGUUACCGCGGUGCUUGUGGACAUUCAUUCUUUAUCUUUCGUGUUUAACACUUAUUGUUUCGCGACCCUUUCAGCUCCGUCGGUAUCUGUGAUGGAGCAACAGCUUUGAAGCUCGGACGGCGAUGAGGCUGGCAAUUGAACAAGCAGGAUCCGUGUUCACUGGCUGGAUUGCGUCCUGCUUGUCCUGUCUGCGCCCUGAAGGUGAUAUUCAGGGCUCACAUCACCAGAAAGCAAUGAAGUCGAACGGCGUCGAACGAGAGAUGAGGAUAUGUCAUAGUCAACCUCAUCUCGUGCCUCCAAUGAAGCUGGUGGUCUAUGAUGACCUUCCGAGCCCAGGUCCUCCGCCUCGGACCUCAUCCUUUCCAUCAUGGAUAACGGAGGGCAGAAGCAUCGCCUCCCGAGCAUCCAACAGGGCCAGCAUGUCGUUCAAGCGGCAGUCCACCACCCCAUUGAGGAUCAGUGCACCGACAGACUUCAGAAGAGUCGAGACUUUCCAAUCCUUUGCCUCCAGUCCAGCGGAGUUUCAACCGCUCGUGUUGAAGAUUCACACACCGGGCAACCGCCUCUCAGAUCUGCCAACCUUUGACGAAUUUCUUCCACAUGAGGACCGACGACGAUCUCUUGCCUGGCCUGCAAAAGCAGUUGUCUCUCCUACUGACCCUUCACGUAUUUCCCGCACUCGAUCUCAUCACCACUCUUCGUCAUCUUUCCAGUUAGCCUGCAAACCCGUAGGAUCAGGGUCCCGUCGAUCUUCCCUUGCCAACUUGGAGCAGCUUCUGGACAGUCAAUCUCCCAUCACGAGCCCUGGGAUACCUCAUUUCUCAGCCCGUACCUCGACCGCCACCGGCCUCAGCGAGGCCUUGUUCUCACCAACACACUCCAGGCUGGAGUCUUCGGCUGGCUACGGGUCAAUGCCCCAACGCCAACGCAGCGAUAUCAUCUCGUCCAUCGCGGUUCCCCCAAGACACCUCCCAAAACUCCCCUGCAGGACAGGCCGCUACCACCUCUUCCUACCGACAACUCCCCAUCGUCAAAGGGAACAACUACAUCCAAUCCCUCAUCCACCACCCUCUCCGAGAACGACAUCCCAACCCCAACCCCAAACACCACCCCAACCCGCACCGGCCGCGUCGCGCAAUGGCUCCUCCAAACAGGCAACAAAGCCUCUCCCCCUGUCUCCUGGAAACCCCGAGCCGAAAAGAGCGGGAGCGGAAGCGCAAGCGCAAGCGCAAACGCCUUCCGCAUCCGCUCACGCACCCUCAGCGGCUCAACGGCCGACGCCCCCAUCACGGGGCACCCAAGACCGCAAUCCCGCUCUACCAUCCGAAAAGGACCUCGAGGCCUUUCCGUCGCGGGCCCUCUUCUCACACACCCCGCCAGCCCUCUCAUCCACAACCAUGUCCAUCCCCGACGACAGACCCUACCCCACCAUCUACGAAGGCCAGCAACAGCAAUUCGCGUACAGCGAGUUGGAGUACUACUCGAGUCCCAAUCACCGCCAAUCGACCAUCGGCCUGGCCUUUUGA